GUAUCAAACAGCUGAACAAAUCAAUGAAAAAAAAAAAAAUACAAUACAAAAACCUCUGCAAAAGCAAUCAAACGUUGUUGUUUACUGGUACUCUUUAUUCUAGUUCCGCUGUUCAAAUUGUCCGAAACUUCUCACCAAAUCAGUUCCUUCUAAUCGAGUCAUUGGCUUGUAAUUCUAGUACCAUCCCGUUUCAAAUUUACCUCACUAAAAAAUUCCCUUUUAUUUUUUCUCUCUGCAAUUCCCUUUCUUCACUCCCUCUAAUCGAUUCUACAAACUGAAUUAUGAGUUGGAGAAGAGUUCUCAAGUCUUUGCAAGCAGUUUUAGCUCAUGGGUUCCUCUUCACUUUCACUCUUCUUCUCGCUCUAAAGCUUGAUCGAACGCUUCAUCAUUCUUGGUGGGUCAUUUUUCUUCCUCUCUGGUUGUUUCAUGUAGUAGUAGCAAGGGGUAGAUUCUCUUUACCUGCUCCUUCGAUGCCACAUGAUCGCCAUUGGGCACCAUUUCAUGCUGUCAUGGCGAUACCAUUGCUUGUUGCUUUUGAGCUACUUCUCUGUAUAUAUCUCGAGAACCAUGAUGCUGUGAAUCUGAAGAUUGUAUUUUUGCCCUUGCUAGCAUUUGAAACAGCAAUUUUGGUUGAUAAUGUUAGGAUGUGCAGGGCUUUAAUGCCAGGGGAGGAGGAAAGCAUGAGCGAUGAAGCAAUAUGGGAAACCCUGCCUCACUUUUGGGUGGCAAUCUCCAUGGUCUUUUUUAUUGCUGCAACAAUCUUCACUCUGUUGAAGCUGUGUGGUGAUGUUGCUGCUCUUGGUUGGUGGGACUUGUUCAUUAACUAUGGUGUUGCAGAGUGUUUUGCCUUUCUUAUUUGCACAAAGUGGCAUAAUCCUGCAAUUCAUAGACGUUCCCAUGUUAGACCAGCCAGCUCAUCUGCAGCAACAGUUACGCAUCUAAGCUGGAAUAGUGGAUUAGUAGUAUCCUCAGAUGAAGAUUAUCAACAGAGUAGGCUGUGCAGCUUGCAGGACAUUGGUGGGCAUGUGAUGAAAGUUCCUCUAAUAGGUUUCCAGAUCCUGCUUUUCAUGCGCUUAGAGGGAACACCAUCCAGUGCUAGACAUAUACCAAUUCCAGUCCUCUUUGCUCCCCUUUUGUUGCUGCAAGGAGCUGGGUUUUUAUUUGCUAUCUAUCGCUUUGUGGAGAAACUUAUUAUGCUCCUGCAUAGUGAUACUGGUGCAGGAAUCUAUUUUAGGAUAUCCACACCUGUUUGUAAUUAUUUGGGGUUUAUGCAUCAUGGAUCAAGGUUGUUGGGUUGGUGGUCAAUUGAUGAAUCAAGUAGCGAAGAGCAAGCACGCCUUUAUUAUGCUGGAACAUCAGGGUACAGCACAUUCUCACCCGAUGCUGUAAAGAAAAUGCCAAAAUCUGAACUGGCCGAGGAGAUAUGGAGGCUACAAGCAGCAUUGAGUGAGCAAACAGAGGUCACUAAGUUUAGCCAGGAGGAGUUUGAAAGACUUCAAAAUGAAAAAAUUCUAUGUAGAGUUUGCUUUGAGGAGCAGAUAGAUACAGUUCUGCUUCCUUGUAGGCAUCACAUUCUUUGCAGCUUCUAUAGACAAAUAUAAUACAUCUUGCUAUCAAAAGAAGACCAGUUGUACUCACCAUUUUGCUCAUGUAAUCAGCACCUGCAGUGAAAAGUGCAAAAAGUGCCCUGUGUGCCGUGUAUAUAUCGAGGAACGCAUGCCUGUAUAUGAUGUGUAGCUUGUCUCUGUUAGCGGGAAUAAACCAAGGCAUCUUCCUGUAGCUUGGCUUUGUUGUCCUAAGUCUCAGUUCAAUGAUGUGUUAAUUAGAUGGUGGCUGCAUUUUUGGCCAGUCAUGUCGCCACAGGUUUUCCUAUGACUCAUCAAGUGCUAGUAUAUGUGUAUAUAUUGAAGCCUAAUAGGUAUAAUGCACCAUUGAUGUUGUAAAGAAUUCCGUCUAUGCUGCUGGUAUAAUAGAGUAUGUGGCCAACUACUCCUAGAGUUAAAGGGGAAAGGAGUACAUAUUAUGAAGGGAAAAGGGGAAAAAAAAGGAAAAAGCAAAAACCUUUGAGGCUUUUGAGUAUACUUAUCAAGCUCUCAAGGGUGUGAUGGUAUUUGCUGCAGAUGCUUCUAUUUCAUAAGAGGUUGUUACUACUGCUA
This is a messenger RNA of Coffea arabica (coffee), 2156 nucleotides long. The record is from RefSeq and is a predicted model, not a curated record. NCBI's taxonomy places the organism in Eukaryota, Viridiplantae, Streptophyta, Magnoliopsida, Gentianales, Rubiaceae.